This is a messenger RNA of Morone saxatilis (striped sea-bass), 2144 nucleotides long. It is a transcript of the gene htra4, whose product is annotated as HtrA serine peptidase 4. The transcript has 10 exons. Gene Ontology annotation, biological process: positive regulation of apoptotic process; programmed cell death; proteolysis. The coding region runs from base 10 to 1404 and encodes 464 amino acids. Lineage: Eukaryota; Metazoa; Chordata; Actinopteri; Moronidae. Gene Ontology annotation, molecular function: serine-type endopeptidase activity; protein binding. The record is from RefSeq and is a predicted model, not a curated record. Gene Ontology annotation, cellular component: extracellular region.
UUUUAGGUCAUGAUGAAGUUUGUGGCUUACAUCACCUUCCUCACCUCUGCAGUUCAUGCAGGUCUGCUGAGAAAAAGAGAAACCUGCCCGCAGGCCUGCGAUGCCUCCCGGUGCCCGGCCCCGGCCCCGGCCUGUUACUACGGCCAGGUGAUGGACGCAUGCGGCUGCUGCGUGGUGUGCGCGGCCGGGGAGGGCGAAGUCUGCGGGGAGCGCAGCGGUGGCGGCCUCCCCUGUGGCGACGGGCUGCGGUGCGACUCUAUCCGGGGUGGGCUCCACAGCUCCUGCGUGUGCGCCUCCACCGGCCCGGUGUGCGGCAGCGACGGCAGGACUUACCCCAGCAUCUGCCGCCUGAACGCCGAGAACAGGAGGGCCGAGCUGGGUGAGACCCCCCCGGUCAUUUUCAUCCAGAGGGGUUGGUGUGGUUCAGGUGAGCCGGGAACAGGUCAUCCAGGAAGUAUGCGCUACAAGUUCAACUUCAUUGCCGACGUGGUGGAUAAGAUUGUCCCAGCUGUGGUGCAUCUGGAGCUUUUCCAAAGAGUGCCAUUUUCCAACGAGGAGCUCUCUGUGUCGAGUGGCUCUGGGUUUGUUGUGUCAGAGGACGGCUGGAUCAUCACCAAUGCUCACGUACUCACCAACAAGCAGCGGGUAAAAGUAGAGCUGAAAAGUGGUUCGCAGUACGACGCUACAGUCAAGGACGUGGACCAGAAAAUGGACAUUGCACUCAUCAAAAUCGAAGCAGAUAGUCCCCUGGCUGUGCUUCGUCUCGGCCAGUCCUCAGACCUGCGCCCUGGUGAGUUUGUGGUGGCGGUGGGAAGCCCCUUCUCCCUACAGAACACCGUCACCACCGGCAUUAUCAGCACUGCCCAGCGCAAUGGCCUGGAGUUGGGCUUUAAGGACUCAGAUAUGGACUACAUCCAAACCGACGCCAUCAUUAAUUACGGCAACUCUGGUGGACCGCUUGUCAACUUGGAUGGAGACGUAAUAGGCAUAAAUACUCUGAAAGUGACAGCAGGGAUCUCCUUUGCCAUCCCUGCAGACAGAAUACGCCAGUUCCUCGCUGAAUCCUACAGCAGACAAGUCAAUGGAAAUACAGCACAAAAAAAGAAAUUCAUAGGUGUCCGAAUGCUGCUGCUCACACCGUCUCUGAUCCGAGAUCUCAAGGAGCGUGAUGGUGAAUUUCCAGAUGUGAGCUCAGGGAUUUAUGUUUAUGAAGUAAUACCUGGAACAGCUGCAUCCAGCGCCGGCCUGAUCGAUCAUGACGUCAUCAUCAGCAUCAACGGGCGGCCCGUCCACACCACGCAGGAAGUGGGUGAAGCCAUUCAAAGAGGCGCAGCGCUUUCAGUGGUGGUGAGACGGAAGGAUAUGGAUGUAUCACUGACUAUCAUUCCUGAAGAGACGGACUGAUUCCAUGGAGUGUAAAAGUCAGCCAUUAAAGAAGAAAUGUACUUACACUGUAGCAAUGGUGAUGUGCCCUGCAUUACCUGGUCUAUUUUGUGGUCAGGAGGGUAAAAUACAGUACAGACUGGCAUCGAGAUGUUUUCAUCACCACAUGUAGUAAGUUGAGUGAGUUUUUUUCCAGAGCCUCGUUCUUACACAACUGUCAGAGAGGAAGACAUUAUCCAAAGUAGACCAAGACACAGUUGUGAACAAACUUCAGUGUUCACAAAUUCCAGUAACAAGCCCAUACACCCUGUUUUCUGUUUUUGUGGAAGCAAAUUAAGGAAAUUAAUGACUGAAGAAAAAUUUGACCAAACAGGUGUUUACACCAAAGAAAUUAACUGCAACAUCUGUCACAAAAUAACUUGUGCAAUGCAAUGAACAUCACAAACUGGUGGUUAAAGUGUUGGUUAACUCAAAUCAAUGCAGGUAGCUAUGGUUUUAUUUUGCUCAGGUUUUUUGCCCCAAUACAAUGGUGCUAGGUGGAGUUCAAUUUGUGGUGCAUUGAAACGUGACAUUUCUGCACCAGCUUGAGACAAUGUAUGGAUUACUCUGGAUAGGCCUCACUAUCAAAAAGUUGCUGAUAGCGUGUUCUGUGAAUUAUCCAGAAUAACAGGGACAUUGGGCCUCAUGCAAGAACAUUUUCAUAUUUUUAUCCUUUUUCCUGCGAGUCGAGUGGUCCAAGUCAGAUUAGACAAAGUUUCUUA